AUGAUGGAAACAUCGACGUUAAUCAUACUGAUUAUCAUUUUAUUCUUUGCCCUUGUGGUUACGACCUUCGUGCUCAUCAGCUAUUCGGGCCUGUUUUACGUUCCUCAGAUUUCUAUCGGUCGACCGGUGGUUGGCGCUGCCGGAUAUCGCAUCGCGUACAAGUUCUUGCAGACAAGUUGUUAUUCGGCAGAUCUCGGGGCGGCGUUCACCGAAGUAACCUCGAUUGUGCCGAAGGCGAUCCCGGUCGGCAUCUACUACGAUAAACCGUCGGAAGACGGUAGCGACAAAUGCCACUGUGCCGUUGGAUGCAUCGUUCACAACUGUGGCGAUGGAGAGGGUGACCACUGGACGGUCACCGACGACGACAUCCGCCUUCUUGAAAAGAACGACUACACUUUUUUCGAUGUGCCAACCGUAGAAAGGGCUGUAAUCACAAAGUUUCCGUACCAGUCGCCGUUUUCGCUGUGGAUCGCUCCUGCGAAGGUUUACCCUUGUUUGAAAGGCUUCAUUCAGAAGUUUUUCGUGUGA
Messenger RNA from Soboliphyme baturini, 528 nucleotides. The record is from the annotation of a GenBank genome assembly. Lineage: Eukaryota; Metazoa; Nematoda; Enoplea; Dioctophymatida; Soboliphymatidae.